This is a messenger RNA of Aspergillus alliaceus, 2255 nucleotides long. RefSeq names its product MICOS complex subunit MIC60. The transcript is spliced from 4 exons. Gene Ontology annotation, biological process: cristae formation. NCBI's taxonomy places the organism in Eukaryota, Fungi, Ascomycota, Eurotiomycetes, Eurotiales, Aspergillaceae. Bases 69 to 1946 code for a protein of 625 amino acids. Gene Ontology annotation, cellular component: MICOS complex. The record is from RefSeq and is a predicted model, not a curated record.
UCUCUCGCCAACAUCACCCCUUCAACUAAACCCGCCUUCAGCGCCCAUUCCACAGCAGUGCGCUCGUCAUGCUGCGCUCUUCUGUUGCACCGGGUCGGCAGCUGCUGUUGUCUUCCGCUCGCCAGCGGACGGCCUCGCAAUGGCUGUCUAGAGCUGGGGCAAGUAGCCGGCUCUCUGGUCAGAGAUUUUUUGCCGAUGCCAAAUCUCCUACCGGUGCUCCUACUCCUGCCUCACCUUCUUCCGAAACACCUAUCCUACCCGAGACUGUUCCUAAACCAUCGCCUAGUGAGCAAGGUUCUCAGGUCCCUCCUCCUCCACCUCCCACUCCGGUCCGUAAAACAGGGCGUUUCCGAAGGUUCCUUCUCUACCUGAUUCUCACAUCUGGAUUCGCGUACGGUGGAGGUGUCUUCCUAGCCCUGAAGUCCGACAACUUCCAUGACUUCUUCACCGAAUAUAUCCCAUAUGGUGAGGAAGCUGUUCUUUAUUUCGAAGAAAGGGACUUCUAUCGUCGUUUCCCGAACACCCUGAAGGGCCAGGCCCGCAUCUCUGGUCCCAGAGAUGAAGGCAAGAAGAUCACAAUCCCCAGAGAAAGCGGCCUUACCUCGAAGGCCGCAGAGGAUCAGACCUCCAGUAGCGAUGUCUCUCAAAAAGGUCCCCACAUGAGUGCUGUCAAGGGUGACGAGGCUCAAAUCAAGACCGAGGCUGCUAAGCCAGAGCACAAGUCCGCCGCCGUCGAAAAGGCUAAGACCGACAAGGUUGUUAAGGAGCAGGCGCCAAAGAGCAGUGAUAAGAUCACUGAGGAGCCUAGACAACCAGCCCUGCCUUCCGUGACACCCUUGGAAUUCGCUCAGGUCAAUGAGGGAGACGAAGCUAUUGUGCAAGAAUUGGUGAAGACUUUCAACGACAUCAUUACCGUUAUUGGUGCCGAUGAGAACUCUGGCAAAUAUUCUGCACCCGUCGCUAAAGCCAAGGAGGAACUUCAGAACGUUGGACAGAAGAUCAUCGCGGUCAGGGAAGAAGCCCGUCGCGCAGCCCAGGAAGAGAUCACUAAAGCCCACGCCACUUUCGACGAGUCUGCUCGUGAGCUUAUUCGCCGGUUUGAAGAGACUCGUGCGGCUGAUGCUGCUCAGUUCAGGGAGGAGUUUGAAUCGGAGCGUGAGAAACUGGCCUUUGCCUACCAAGAGAAGAUUCAGACGGAGCUCCAGCGGGCUCAAGAAAUUGCCGAACAGCGUCUUAAGAAUGAAUUAGUCGAGCAAGCCAUUGAACUUAACCGCAAGUACCUUCACGAGGUGAAGGAUCUCGUCGAACGGGAGCGCGAGGGCCGUCUUAGCAAGCUCAACGAACUGACUGCUAACGUUAGCGAGCUAGAAAAACUUACUAGCAGUUGGAAGGAUGUCAUUGACACAAAUCUUAAGACCCAGCAACUUCAAGUCGCCGUGGAUGCUGUCCGCUCCGUUCUUGAGCGCUCAGGCUCUCGCCCAUUUGUCCGAGAGCUCGUUGCUGUGAAAGAAUUGGCUGCUGAUGAUCCUGUGGUUGAGGCUGCAAUUGCCUCCAUCAACCCUACAGCUUAUCAACGUGGCAUCCCGUCAAAGCCCCAGAUCAUUGAGCGUUUCCGUCGCGUCGCGGAUGAGGUUCGCAAGGCAAGCCUUUUGCCUGAGGAUGCAGGUAUCGCCAGCCACGCAGCCAGCCUUGUCUUGAGCAAGGUCAUGUUCAAGAAGGAUCCUGUUGCCGACAGUGACGAUGUUGAGAGUAUCCUCAUUCGGACUGAGAGCUUCCUGGAAAAAGGUGACAUUGAUGCCGCUGCCCGUGAGAUGAACAGCCUGAAGGGAUGGGCCAAGAUUUUGAGCAAGGAUUGGCUCGGAGAUGUGCGCAGAGUUCUGGAAGUGAAGCAAGCUCUAGAGGUGAUUGAAACUGAGGCGCGUCUCCAGUGCCUGAGGGUUGAAUAGAUCAAUAAAUAACACCAAUUCUUUUGUUUCCUGUAAUUUUUUGCGUUCCACCCACCGAAUCUGUACCUCUAGUUGUUCUCCUGCAUCGUUAGACCUCAAUACUAGAUCCUUUCCUUUGCCCCUUUUGAUGUAUACGGACAAGUCAUGUACAAGCCAAUGUUUAUUCCGGCUUACAUCCUACGAAGUACAAGGGAGAAAGAACAUUUCUGAACAGGUAAAGAUAGUACGCAUGGGUUAGUCCGGUCUCGUAGCUCUCGAAGUUAGCUAACAGGGCUCAGUUGUUUUUAAUUCCUUUAAUAAAAUAGCUUA